Molecule: messenger RNA, 1090 nt
Organism: Populus trichocarpa (black cottonwood)
Lineage: Eukaryota; Viridiplantae; Streptophyta; Magnoliopsida; Malpighiales; Salicaceae
Product: B-box zinc finger protein 24-like
Exons: 4
Coding region: 70-786 (238 amino acids)
Biological process (GO): photomorphogenesis; regulation of DNA-templated transcription
Cellular component (GO): nucleus
Molecular function (GO): zinc ion binding
Source: RefSeq, a predicted model, not a curated record
ACUAGAGGUGGUGUAACCAAGUGGGGAUCUGCUAAAAGAGAGGAGGAGGUUUGGUCUGUUUUAAGCAAGAUGAAGAUUCAGUGUGAUGUGUGUGAGAAAGCACCCGCCACAGUGAUUUGUUGUGCUGAUGAGGCUGCACUUUGUGCUAAAUGUGACAUAGAAGUUCAUGCAGCAAACAAGCUUGCUAGCAAGCACCAAAGGCUUCUUCUCCAGUGCCUCUCCAACAAGCUGCCUCCAUGUGAUAUAUGCCAAGAGAAGGCAGCUUUCAUUUUCUGUGUUGAAGACAGGGCCCUCUUUUGCCGGGACUGUGAUGAACCAAUCCAUUCAGCUGGUAGCCUUUCUGCGAAUCACCAGCGGUUUCUGGCCACUGGAAUCCGAGUGGCUUUAAGCUCGAGUUGCUCCAAGGACACGCAGACGAAUUCUUCAGGGCCACCAAAUCAGAGCGCACAGCAAACUCCCAUGAAAAUCCCUGCACAGCAAACAUCGAGCUUCGCCACUUCAUGGGCAGUUGAUGACUUGCUACAGUUUUCCGAGUUUGAAUCAUCCACUGACAAGAAAGAGCAACUUGAGUUAGGAGAGUUUGAGUGGCUAGCUGACAUGGGUCUUUUCGGUGAGCAACUUCCUCAAGAAGCUCUAGCAGCAGCUGAAGUUCCUCAACUGCCAAUCUCACCACCAACCAAUGUGAACUCAUGCAGACCCACCAAAUCCAGCAUGCCCCAUAAGAAGCCUAGAAUUGAAAUCUCAGACGAUGACGACGAGUACUUAACUGUGCCUGAUCUUGGCUGAACUUGGGGUGUUGAACUCAGCACUUUUGAGUUCAAUUUUAAGGAACUAUACAUGCUUUCUCUAAGUUCCCGUAGGCAUUGAUGUAUGUAUAUACUAUAUAGUAUGUAUUUGCAUACACGGGCAUGAAACUCUGCAUUUUAAGGACUAGAGAGUAGCAUCACAGUCAGCUCUGGGGAUUCAUUUUCCAUGUUAUCCUAUAUAUUGUUAUUUUUGUUAGUUCUUUUUUCCAUUUGAAAGAGCAAUCACAUCAAUCAGUGCUCUUGAUUGUAAUAGCUCAAUGUAUGAUUCUCAGCUAUUGCAUGUA